AUGGAAGCGGAAGUGGGCGGUGGCAUCGGGGCCUCUGCUGGACGAUACAGGCCUCCCGCGCUGCGCGCGCUGGCCUCGCAGACCUCCGACCUCCCAUCGGCGACGAACCCUUCCGACGCUGGUUCCCUUCCCCCGAGCAAUUAUCCCCCGGGCUUCCGCAGGGCGCGCGCGGGGACCCUGCCCUCCAACGUCCACCUCGCCGCGCAGCGCUUCGCAGCGGCCUCCAGCACGCUCGGUAGCACCCCCGGCUCGACGGAAUCGUUCGCGGAGCAGCUCCAGAUGUCGGCCCAGACGCCGCCCGCCGUCAACCCGGUGCGGCCCAACCUGCGCCAUACCGCGUCCGUCGCGACCUCGAUCCCGUCCUCCGCGCUCGGCGAACGCCACGCCCGCCUUCGCUCCGGCUCGCUCACGCUCCCGAGCCAGCAGAGCAUGAGCAACGCCUUUGGGUCUUCCCUUUUCUCGUCCGGGUGGGUGCCCGACCAGAACGGCGGUGCUGGUGCGGGGGGGAUGCACACCCUCGACGAGAUGCGCUCCGUCGCGUCCAUGGACUCGGGCGCGGACGACUUUGACGUGCACACGCUCGACUACCUCGGUUUGGCCGACGGCCAGCGUCCGGCGACGAUCUCCCAGCUGCGCAACCAGGCACAGGCCGCCAUCACCGGCAACAUCCCGAACCCGUCUUCCCGCGCCAGGGCGAGCACGGUGUCCAACCCGUACCGUCAACGUCUUGGCGCGGGCGGCUCGUUGCUCGGUACCCCGCAUGGGGACGAGGAAGACAUGUACGAUGACUACGCGAGCUCGGCUUACACCCGCCAGCGCGUCGACUCGUACGACGCAGGGAGCUACUUCCCGCCCGCGACGCAGAUCGCCAAGGGCUUCAAGCAUGGCGACCAUCUCGCCCCGGAGACGGGACCCCUUGGAUCGCGCCAACGCGCGGUCUCCGUCGGCACUCUCGAGGAUCCCGUCCGGGGCAUGCAGCGCCGCGCGUCGGUCGCGGGCCUCUUGAACAGCGGGUACAUCAACGAGUAUCAAGGCAAUGUCUAUAACGCGGCCGGCCACGCCAUGACGCCGUCCGGCAUCCUCAAGUCGGAUAGGGCGGCUGCGGUCGGACGCGCCGCGGCCACCUCCGUUCACUUUCCCGGUGGAGACCUCGCAGGGGACCGUGCAUCGCCCUAUCUCCAGGCCCCUUCCAACCAGGGUCGCGCGGUGUCCCCGAAGUCGGAGGGAUCGUCGUCGCAAACGCAGACGCCCACGCGCUCGCUUUGGAUCGGCAAUCUGGAUAGCUCUGUGACCAGCGAGCAGCUCAUCCACGUGUUCGCCCCUUACGGAGCUAUCGAGAGCUUGCGGCUUCUCCCCGAAAAGGAAUGCGGUUUUGUGAACUUCGUCGACAUGGCGGACGCCAUCCGGGCGAAGGACGAGGUCCUCAACCGCCUCGGUGGCAACAUCGGCAUGCCCAACGGCCAGACGGUACGCAUCGGGUUCGGGAAGGCCGACAGCGCGCCGCUUGCUCCCGGCAAGGGCAACAACGUCAGUAGCCCGACCCCGACGACUCCGGGCGCGUUGACGAAGUCCCCCGGCACGCCGUCGGGCGUGAGCGGCAUGGACGCUCAGCUGCAGUCGACCCCGACCCGGGCUCUGUGGAUUGGAUCCAUCCCGUCGACGACCACUCCGGCGGCGAUCCUGAGUGUCUUCAGUCCUUAUGGUCCUAUCGAGUCUGCGCGUGUUCUCACUCACAAGAACUGCGGCUUCAUUAACUUUGAGCGUUUGGACGACGCUGUGCGUGCCCGAAAAGCGCUCAAUGGGCGUGACAUCCUUGGUAGCGACGUCGGCGCGAUCCGCAUCGGCUUUGCCAAGGUUCCGGUCAAGAAUGCCGCCGAAGGCGCGUCGAAUGAGGACGGCGCAGCACCGUCGCUCCCCGUCGGAGGCAUCGGAGAGCUCAGCGUCGGAGCGUCCAUCCACGCCCUGCGCAACGUCAAGGGUGCCUCGGCGAUCCCGACCGACCAGCAGGUCCUGAGCGGCGCGGUCGAGAACUACCGCUCCAACCUGCUGUUGAGUAUGCUUGGUUCGGGGGCGCACACCAUCGAGGGUUUGCCCAAGCCGGGCGUGUGGCCGUCGUCGGUUACAGAGCAGCAGAUGAUCUUCAGGGAGCUUAGUGGAGGGGCUCCGGACGCGGAGCAAGAGAUCGUGGCGCUCGCAGAGUUCCGUCCUCCUACGAUGUACUACACGACCAUUCCGCUCGUGUCCGAACGUCCCAACACCAGGCGAUGGGAUGCCUCCAAGCUCCGUGAGCUGCGCAAGCGUAUGGAUUCGAACUCGAUGACCCUCGAAGAGAUCGACGCGACCGCCUCGGAGUUCCUCGAUAGCGAGAUCGUCGACUUGGCCUCCGACUGGCUUGGCAACACAGUGGUUCAGAAGCUCUUCGAGAAGUGCUCGCCCGCCCCUCGAAUGGCGAUGCUCGAGCGACUUAGCCCCCACCUAGCCAUGAUUGGCAUCCACAAGAACGGGACGUGGGCCGCGCAGAAGAUCAUCGAAUGUGUUCAGACGCCUGAGGAAGUUGCCUUGAUUGCUCAGAACCUCCGUCCUUACGGCCCCCCGCUGCUUCUCGACCAGUUCGGGAAUUACGUUGUCCAAUGCUGCCUGCGCUUCGGUUCUCCCGCCAACGACUUCAUCUUCGACGCAAUGGUCGACCGUCUGUGGGAAAUCGCUCAAGGUCGUUUCGGUGCUCGCAGCAUGAGGGCCUGCUUGGAGAGCCCUUUGAUCACGAUCAACCAGCAGCGACGGGUUGCUACCGCCAUCAUCCUCAACUCGAUUCCGUUGACGACAAACCCGAACGGCGCGUUGCUCUUGACGUGGCUCCUGGAUACCUCGGGCUUCCCGUCGAGGUACAACUUGCUGGCGCCGCGCUUCACGCCGCACCUCUCGCACUUGUGCACGCACAAGCUCGCCUCGCUCACGGUUCUCCGGAUCGUGAACCAGAAAGUCGAGCCCGAGGCCUCCGCCCAGAUCGUUGAUGCGCUGUUCAAUUCUCCCGGCGAUCACGUCCUUACGGACGUUCUGGGUGACCAGGUCAACGGCGUCGCCGUCGUCCACAAGAUCCUCACAACGCCCUUCAUCGACCCGGCCAAGCGUCCCCAGUAUAUCGAGGCGACCAAGCGUGUCCUCAUCGAGCUCAAGGUCAUCGCGACGCAAGCCUAUCGCCGCCUGAUCGAGGAAGUUGGCCUUCCCAUUCCGAACUUCCAGCCGACGUACAACAACGUCCCGCCGCCCGGCACCAAGGGCAAGUUGUCUAACCAAAACAGCUUCGGUGUCCCGGGUCUGCCGUCCGCCUACGCGAACAACGACCAGGGCUUGGCCUCACUCAUGGCCUCGCUUCAGAUGGCCGGCCAAAACCCGCACUCGAACCCGCACUCGCAGCUCGCGAUCGACCCGGCCUACGGCCAGCAGCAGCAGCUCCCGCCGCAGCCGCCGCAAGCACAGAACAACGGCGGUCGCCGCGCCACGAACCCGAACGCCAGCCUCGCAUUCUCUCCGACGUCCGACCCUUUCAACCCCUUCGGGAUGCGCUCACCCGAUGUGUCCUCGCCCGGCCGCGGCGGUCGCCGCAACGGCAAUCUGCCGCCGGGUCCGUCGAUGUCUCCCGGCCCCGUUUAUCAGGGAGGAUCCCCCGGAAGCCUCAGCCAAGCCGGCAACAUGCUUGGCAUGGGUCAGCCCGCCUACGGCGUGAUGGGCUCCCCGCAGGCGCAAUCCGUCCAGCCUCCGCUCUACCAGAACUACAUGUAUCAACUGUACCAACAAAACCCGCCCGGGAUGACCUAUCAGUAG
This is a messenger RNA of Punctularia strigosozonata HHB-11173 SS5, 3822 nucleotides long. RefSeq lists its product as uncharacterized. NCBI's taxonomy places the organism in Eukaryota, Fungi, Basidiomycota, Agaricomycetes, Corticiales, Punctulariaceae. Gene Ontology annotation, molecular function: RNA binding. The coding region runs from base 1 to 3822 and encodes 1273 amino acids. The transcript is spliced from 6 exons. The record is from RefSeq and is a predicted model, not a curated record.